Messenger RNA from Chelonia mydas (Green sea turtle), 3086 nucleotides. RefSeq names its product leucine rich repeat containing 41 (gene LRRC41). The record is from RefSeq and is a predicted model, not a curated record. Gene Ontology annotation, molecular function: protein binding. Bases 565 to 3021 code for a protein of 818 amino acids. NCBI's taxonomy places the organism in Eukaryota, Metazoa, Chordata, Testudines, Cheloniidae. Gene Ontology annotation, cellular component: cytoplasm; nucleus. The transcript is spliced from 9 exons.
AGGCCCGGGCGGAGGGAGGGGCCGCUGCUGGGAGCCCCCCCAGCCUCUUCGAGCUGAGUGGGGUGGUGGUGAGCUCCGCCAUGGGGACCCUGGAGAGAGAGGUUUGGGGUAAGGGGGGCGCGGGGGUCCCCGGCCUGUCCCACUGCAAUGGGGGGUGUUUCACGUCUGUCCUAAUGCAGUUUGGGGAGGGAUCGUCUGAGUCCUGGGCAGUGGGGGGCCUGCGGGGGGGGGCGAGUCCCAGUAUAUGUGUGUGUUGGGGGCGGGUCCCAACUUGGGGGAUGUCGCAAGUGUUUGGUGGUGAAGUGGGGGGGGGGUCCCCAGGCUUCUUCCAAUGCAGCGUGUCUGGUGGGAGCUGAGUUAGGUAUGUGACAUCUGUGAUGGCAGCACAUUGAGCGCUGAGUGCCCCAGAGUUACCAGGACGUCCCCAUCCCUAGGGUCUUUGUGAGGAAGGCAUCGCUGUGGAACCUGACUGGACCAACUUGGACACGGGGCACAGUGGUGAUGGGUUCUUGUCUCUGCUUUAAGUGCAAGUGCCAAAAAGGACAUUUAGGUGAACAUUAAUCCAUGGACCAAAGUGUUACCCUAGUGGGAACUUCAGUCUCCAUUUUAUUUUGUUGUCUCUCUAAAUCUUUUCCGCCUCCCAGACUUAUAAAGCAUUCUGCAUCUCUUCUCUUCCCCCACCCCAAAGCACUUCCUGGACAGAUACUCCAGGGCAUCCUGCCUUUGCUUAAUAUCUAUUACCUGGAAAGGAUUGAGGACAUUGCUGUGAAAAAAGGACUCUCAACCCAGCCCAUAUGGCACAAACUCUGGAACGAUGUGAUGAAAAUCAGACCAUCCAAGUCAGAGAACAUAACAAGUUGGAGGAAGAAGUUCCUUGAAACUUUCUUCUCAAAUGUCCUGCAUGGAGUUUUGGAUGUUUCUUCAGAUCAGCGCCUGAGUGACCGUCAUUUUUCACCCCUACUCCACAGCUCGCGGCAUGUUACGCAGCUCACCAUCUGUAACAUGCUGCAGGGGGUAGCAGAGCUCACUGCUGAGCCCAACCAAAGAGUGCUAGAAAACCUGGCUGGCUCACUGAGAACCUUGAAGUUCCGUCAUCUGCUGACCUCCGAUCUGUCCAUUAGACAUUCACUAAGUUUGCUGCUUCAUCAUCUGAUCCACCAUGGAGCUGUCAGCCAGGUAUCCAUGUGUUCCUGGCCAGUUCCCGACAAAGUACUUUUAGUCCUCAUUCUGAGUAUGAGUGCUGGGUUUUGGCACCCAGGUAAGACACUUGUGCACCAGGGCAGCCCUUGCAGUCUUUGCAGAGAGGAGUCGGAUGCCCAAGGCCUGCUAACUCAAGAGGAUGAGGCCCUGCUAGAGUCAAAUCAGCUGUGCUGUGGAUCUGCUGAACAAUCAGAGACUGUCCAGUGGGGUGAUAGUGAGUCAAGAAGCAGGAAGGCCCAAACUGCUUCAGCCAAAGUGCUGCAAGAAGCUGAUCCUGACUCUCAAGCUUCUAUAGAACUGUCCAGGAGCAGCAGUGACACUGUUAAAACUCCAGUGCUCUGUGGAUUGAGGAGCCAUCCUCUGCAAAACCUAGCAUGUCAAGAUACAAGCUGCAAGGUGCCCCCUGAGUAUCACAACAUUAAAGGAGAGUCUUCUCCUUCCCUACCAAAAAGAUCUUCGGUUGGCCCCGCUUUCCGAAAGCCCUAUAGACGGUUUAAGACUGCGGUGGGGAGGAAGCGCCGCUGCACCAGGAGAAACCGCAGAGCUCGUGCAGACUCGGAAGAUCUAUAUGAUUUUGUCUUCGCUGUUGCUAGGGAGGAGGAGGAGGCGGCGGCAGAGUCGCUCUACGAAAGCAAUGCCCAGGAGGGGGAAAGCAUUGAUGGCUGGGCCCCUUCCCCAGCAGACACUCCUAGCUUUGAGGGCGUUGGCUGCACGGAAGGAGGAUCUGUCGGAAUCCUUCCUCUGAAAGCGGCAUGCCGCUUUCGAAGUGUAUCCACGCUGGAAUUGUUCUCCAUCCCUCUGACUGGGGACACCUGUCGGGCUUUGGGGAACCUGCUGAGCUCUUGGGCAUCUUUAGAAAAGCUGGUUCUGUCUUACAAUGGCCUGGGCGCUAAUAUCUUCUGCAUCCUGUCUGGGCUCCGGGCCCUCUCUCACCGCAGAGACUGCAGCCUCCAUGUGGUGCGUGUGAGUGACGUGUUCUCAUACAUCCCCUCGGUGGAGCUUGUUCGGUCCAUCCUGACUGCCUUCCCCCGCCUUCACACGCUGUCUGUCAGCUUUGAUCUCAAAAACCAGCUGGAGGGGAACAGGCCAGAAGGGCAUUCGAGCUCGGAGGCAGAAAUUCCAGAGAGCUGCCUGGAACAGUUAGAGAUCCGAUUCCCCAGAGAACCUCUGCAGACCAGUCUCCUUUUGCCUGUGUUGAAAGCCUCAAGGUCUCUCCAGCAGUUGUCCCUGGACAGUGCUACAAUUUCCUGUCCCCUGGAGUUUGGGCUCCUUCUGCAGGCACUCAAAGAGUGUAAUCCAGGCUUGAAGAGACUGAGCUUCCAUGAUGUGAACCUUGCUGACUACCAGAAGGAAGUUCUCCUCCUGCUGCAGGACCCUGUCCUUCAAGAAAUUACAUUUUCCUUUUGUCGGCUGUUUGAAAGCUGCACCACUGAGUUUCUAUCCAACAUAAUCAAAAUAGUGAAGAGAAAUUCAACUCUGAAGAGCCUCAAAUUGCCUGGAAACAGACUUGGGAAUCACAGGUUGGUUGCCUUGGCUGACAUUUUCUCUGAAGAUUCAUCCUCUUCCAUCUGCCAGUUGGACGUCAGCUCAAAUUGCAUCAAGCCGGACGGGCUCCUGGAGUUUGCAAAGAAGCUGGAGAGCCACAUCCUGCAGCGAGGCGGGCAGAUCACGUUUACCCACCUCCGCCUCUUUCAGAACUGGUUGGACCAAGAUGCUGCAACAGCGCAAGAGGCUCUUCGGCGGCUCAGAGCUGUGUGCAGCGUGGUCAGCAACACCUGGGACUCUUCGCAGGCCUUUGCUGACUACAUUAGCGUGAUGUAAUGAACGCCCAGGAACUGCUGUAAAAUCGUUAGCGAUAGCUUGAAAUAAAGUUGUACAGAACAGUG